Messenger RNA from Culex pipiens pallens (northern house mosquito), 1176 nucleotides. It is a transcript of the gene Mpv17, whose product is annotated as protein Mpv17. Lineage: Eukaryota; Metazoa; Arthropoda; Insecta; Diptera; Culicidae. The transcript is spliced from 3 exons. Bases 361 to 987 code for a protein of 208 amino acids. The record is from RefSeq and is a predicted model, not a curated record. Gene Ontology annotation, cellular component: cytoplasm; membrane.
GUGUGCGAUGCCUUUCGGCUGGUAGAUUGACACCACACGAGAAGAAACACGCGACUUGGCUGGGCCCCGCACAGAACCUUCAAAACACAACACAGCAGAAAAAAAUAUAAGCGAAGAGUAGACAAAACACACGACGAUGAUACGAAUAUAAACUUAUCGAUCGGCGAGCAGAAAACCAUCGUCCGCGGUAGGUUGAUUUGACUAGAGAGUGCGAAAUAUCUCAACCAAGAAGACUUAGUCGUCGUCGUCGUCGUCGCUGCCGGUGAUCUGCUGUAAAUUGGUCUUCCUGAUUGGUGCAAGUUAAAACGUACGAUAAAAGGUCUUUCAAAGUUUCGACUCAAAAAAUAAAAAAUCCGCAGAAUGUCGCUGUCCAGCCUGUACAAGCGUGCCUUGGUCAAGUAUCCGGUGCUGAUGCAGUCGGUGCAGUCGGGCCUCCUGAUGGGAACAGGCGAUGUUAUCGCUCAGACGCUCGUCGAGAAGAGGCAGCUCAACCAGCUGGACGGCAUGCGAGCAAUUCGCUUUUUCGGCAUCGGAUUUGUCAUUGGGGGUCCCGGCCUACGCAAAUGGUACGGCGUGCUGGACAAACACGUAACCGGUCGCACCAAGGCAACAACCACGCUCAAAAAGGUGGCCCUCGAUCAGCUCGUUUUCGCGCCGAUCUUCCUCGGAACGCUCAUCGGGACGAUCGGCGCCCUGCAGGGUAACAACCGGGCGGAGAUCGAACGGAAGCUGCGCAACGAGUACACCGACAUCCUGCUGACCAACUACUACAUCUGGCCGUGGGUGCAGCUGGCCAACUUUUAUCUCGUGCCACUAAACUACCAGGUGCUGCUGGUACAGAGCGUUGCCGUGUUCUGGAACACGUACCUCUCGUGGAAGACCAACUGUGGUGACGCGGGCAAAGUGAUGGCCGUCCGGACGGAGAAGGUUGCUGCGUCGUCGUCGUCGGCGGUGGUAGUGGAGGAGGUCGAGGGGAAGGCUUUCUGAAAGUAAACCCCGGUUGUUGCCUCCGAGAUGGGUGAAUGUGAUAACAAACAAAACAGCCGUUGCUGAAAAGAUAGAGAGGUUGAUCCUGCUUUAACGUGACAUAUUAUUCCUUAGGGCGAAAGUUUUAACGAUUGUUUGAAAAUGUAGUAUCAGUGAUUCAAUGAAAUAAAUUAACGCUAGAGCUAUUGG